AAAAGGACUGGAGGGUGGACCCCAAUCGUUUAGACGCAACGGAUUCUGAACCUCUACGGCCGUUUGUUUUAUUCUCUCUCUCUCUCUCUCUCUUCAAAAGCAGUCUAGCCAGAGAGAGCCAUGGUCACCAUCUUGUAACCGCGUAACGAUCUCUUCUUAUCUUUCUUUCUCUUUUUCAGCCAACCUUCUCGUUCUCGUUCUCGUCGCAGCUUCUCUCUCUUCGUCCUCCAGCUCCUCAUCUCCUAAGCUGAACUAAGAUCCCUCAUGGCGACUCCCGGAUCUGAUGCGGCGGACAACAACCCUCCUCCUCCUGCUCCCACCGACGCCUCACCCGCGGCCAACGAUUCCCAGAAACGCGGCCGUGGUCGUCCGCCGAAGUCCAAGUCCGACGGCGCCGUUUCAGCUCAGCCGGCUAGGAAGCCAAGCGGUCGCCCGAGAAGAAACGCGGCGGUUGUUCCGGCUGCGGCGGUUGUGAAGAGCGGCCGUGGUAGGCCGAAGAGGUCGAGCACUGUGGCUGCGACGGAGUCUCAGGUGACUCCUGGAUCGAGAAAGCGUGGGAGGCCAAAGAAGGAUGACGUGGCGGCGGCGGCUCCAGCUAAGAAGCGUGGACGGAAACCUAAAACUGAGCAAGUGGCUAAGCAGAGGACUUCGAACAGGACAAGGAAGGCAACAACAGAAGCUAACACUGGGCAUGGAGCUGCAGACCCGAGAGAGUACAAGAAAAAAGCCGCACUCUUGCAAAAGAAAGUGAAGCAAGCUGCGGAUAAGUUGAAGGUAGCAGUUUCAGCAAUCGAGGAGGUCCAAAAGAUAGCGGAUGCAAUGUAGAAGACUCAUCAACAAGGGAUAGUGGAGAAGAAUGUUAUGUUUGUCUGUUUUAGGGAAAACAUUUGUUUGCAGAAAUUAAAGACUAAUUGGUUGGUUGAAGUUUGAUGUUUCAAUUUAGAGGUUUGUUUGUACGUUCGUUGUAGGAAUGGUACCAAGAAGAGAGAAAACAGCUAGUGUUAAUGGUUCGUAAGCUUUGAUGAUAUAUCUGGUGUAGCUGUGACUUUGGGAUGCUUUAACUCUUUUGCGUUGAACUC
Molecule: messenger RNA, 1079 nt
Organism: Brassica rapa (field mustard)
Lineage: Eukaryota; Viridiplantae; Streptophyta; Magnoliopsida; Brassicales; Brassicaceae
Product: putative DNA-binding protein At1g48610
Molecular function (GO): DNA binding
Source: RefSeq, a predicted model, not a curated record